This is a messenger RNA of Phalaenopsis equestris, 4861 nucleotides long. RefSeq lists its product as uncharacterized. The record is from RefSeq and is a predicted model, not a curated record. NCBI's taxonomy places the organism in Eukaryota, Viridiplantae, Streptophyta, Magnoliopsida, Asparagales, Orchidaceae. Gene Ontology annotation, biological process: chromatin remodeling. Gene Ontology annotation, cellular component: cytoplasm.
AUCAUCUUCCUGGGCGCAUCUUAUUUUCUAGCGGGUAGAGUGGAGAGCUCCCAAAUCUUCUCCCGUUCAGUCGCAAAAGGCAUCAUCUUUCUGCUCGUUGGGUUGGUGCAAUGAGAAGGCGAAGGUGGAAGAUAAGUGAAGUUAUUUGACCGUGUGCGAUAAAGAAGAUGCAUUCUCCAAUGCACGAGCUGCUUUUUCGUGUGCCGAGCUUUUUCCAUGAAAUGUGGCGUGCAUGGAACCUGGCCGAACGACAAUCUUUGGGCACCAUCAGAGCUUUUUCAGCGAUUAAAAUGGUGUCGGGAGAGGCCGCAGAGGAUAUUUUGGACAUUUUUUUAACUGUUUUGUGAAACAUAACGGUUGCGUAACUAGCCGUCAAUCUGGACGCGUAACCUAAAAAACGGGUCUUUCCAACCUUUUCCCCAAAAAAAUGUCUCUCCACCCCGCCCAUGAGUGUUCCAUGCCCGACCCGACGAUGAGGCGGUGAUGGUAAUCCAAACUCAACUCGGAGUCUCGAGACUCAUCGGCUCCUCCGUUUCCCAACUCCCAAGCGGACCCAGCGGUUUACCUUGCUUCCUCAGGGGUCGAGGGGUUCUAGCGGGCUUCAUAGAGCUUCGCCAUCGCGUCGGCGGUGACUGUGGGCACGGUCUUCGACUCUUUUUCUUCCCGUUUGUAUCUGGUUUGGCUUUUGCUGCCUUCAUUGCAUAACGAACAAUCAUAAUGGGAGAACUCGAGAGCAAACGCGGAAGCGCCUCGAGCGAAAUUCGAGAGCGGGUCUUCUCACGCCUCAGACCCUACUGCAUGGAGCUCCUUGAACUCACUCAAAACCCUAGGAAGAAUUCAUCCUUUCUCGUCGAGAUGACGGACUUCAUUCGCUGGGCUCCCGCGGCUGACCUUCAGCCUUUCCUCGAUUAUACCUUGCUCCCUCUCCUGCUUGUGCUGGACAUGGCCGUUCAGUGCAGGUCUGGGAAGAAUGGCAAUUCAAGUGGCUGCCAUGCUACACCCGAUUCCCAUUUUGGUGUUCACCUGAUUAGUGAUUCUGUGGCUGAAGGCACGUUGAGGUGUCUGGAGGAACUUCUUAGGAAAUGUCAUUUAGGAUCUGUGAAUCAGAUGAUUCUGGUGCUAAAAAAAAUAACUUAUGGGGCCUUGCUUUCACCAUCCGCAGCAUCUGAAGAAUUUCGUGAAGGAAUAAUAAAAUGCUUAAAAGCUAUGCUUCUCAGGCUACAACCUUGCUCCGUCGGAUUAUGCCCAUGCAAGGAAAUUUUUAUUUCUCCCUUGCUGGCUGCCACAAUUGAACACCAUUUACCCAAGUCAUCGUAUUAUGAAGAACCAGAAGAAUGCUUGCUAUCAUUUCUUCAAUCUAAGGAUGCUUCUGCUGCUGUAGGUCACUGGCUAUUACUACUUCUCCAGGCAUCAGAGGCAGAAGCCGCUAAAGGGCAUUGUGGAAGUGCGACCCUUCGGAAAGAGGCAUUUCUUACUCUUCGUGUGCUUGUUGCAAAGGUUGGAACUGCUGAUGCACUUGCUUUUUUUCUUCCGGGUAUGGUUAGUCGCUUCACAAAAUCUUUGCUUGUGACGAAGAAUAUGAUAAGUGGAUCAGCAGUUGAACAUGCAGUUCUUGGAUUAACUGAGUUCUUGAUAGUAGUUUUAAGGGAUGAUGUAAACCUCAGCGGACUGCAGACGUCCACCAGUGAGAUUACCUGCAGUUAUCAGCACAAGAAUGGAUCAACCCAAACUGUCCUGGACGUGCUUCGACAAUUGCAGGCCAAUCUUCAUAAUCAAUCAGAAGAUUUAAUUUCUCUGUCAGCCCAGACUCCUUCAGAAGAUGUGAGUAAGGUGAAAAAUCAUGAUACUUUCCUCGGAGCAAGAUCAUUGUAUGUGCAACGGACAAAGGAUUGGGUAGAUCAAACUUCUGCUCAUGUUGAUAAGUUAUUAUCUGCCAUCUUUCCGCAUCUUUGCGUUUAUCCUGCUGAGAAGGUUAGGAAAGCACUUGUUGAUGGCACCAUGGGCCUAUUGUCCAACUGCAGUUUUACUCUGCAGAGGAGCAGAUCAAUGCUUUUGGAGUGUUUGUGUGUUCUUGUUUGUGAUGAUUCAGAUGUCGUGUCUAGUGCUGCUGAAGAUUCCCUCAAUUCUCUAUUCAUUUCCGGCAAGAAAAUUUUAAAGAAAACAGAUUUUUCUGAAUUAUUUAUGAGGUUACUAGAAAAACUUCCGAAAAUGGUUUUAAGAAGUGAAGAAAUAGCUGCACUCUCACAUGCACGGAGAUUGCUUGCAUUAAUGUACUAUGCGGGUCCAGACCUUGUAGUUGACAACAUUUUCUGCUCACCUAUGAAGGUGGCUCGUUUCUUGGAUUUUUUGAUGCUUUCUUUUGGUCAUAAUUCACAGUUUACUGGUUCCAUUGAUAAGCUUAUUUCUUCUAAGCCACUCUCAGUUGGUUAUCUGCUCUCAGUUUCUGAGCUGAAGGCUGCCUCUCUUUCUGGUGAUUCAAGCCAUGUUAUCAAUGGUGAUGCUCUUCCUCUUGUCUCUGAGAUGCCGAUGGGAAGUUCAACAACGAACAUGCCUGGUGAUUAUGAGUUUCCUCGCAUGCCUCCUUGGUUCUUAAAUGUUGGGAGUCAGAAAUUGUACCUGGCUCUUGCUGGAAUUCUUAGACUCGCUGGUCUGUCAAUUAUGGCAGGUAACAGAAGUGAUGUAUCUCUAUUGGGCCUCAUUGAUAAUCUUUUGGAACAUGUCAGGAAACUCAUUUCUGAACUCAGAAUGAAAGGAUAUAACAAAGAAGGCUGGCAAUCGUGGUAUUCCCAAGGUGGUUCGGGACAGUUGCUACGCCAUACUAGCACUGCAGUUUGUAUGUUAAAUGAGAUUAUAUACGGAUUGGCAGACGAUUCAGUUAGUUCAUGUUUGAAGUUAUUUAAAACCGAGACAAAUGUUGAAGAACAGAAAAUGGAAUUUGUUUGUGAUAGUGAUCAACUUUCUACUUCCAGAAGGUCAGCUUGGAAAGUUCAUCAAGGCAAGGAUGCUAGAGAACACAUAAUUCAUUGUGUUGGGAGUAUUUUGCAUGAAUAUACAUCAUCUGAUGUAUGGGAUCUCCCUGUACAUCCAGCUUCUUCUCAGCUAGAUCCUGACUCAGUAACAAACCUGUCAUUUUAUAUUUUCAGGGAUUCUAGAAUGCUCCACCAAGUAAUCAUUGAAGGAAUAGGCAUCUUUAGUAAGGUUAUUGGGAAGGAUUUUAUAAGCAGUGGUUUCAUGCACUCAACCUUGUAUUUGUUGCUUAAAAAUCUUAUUUGCUCCAAUGGUCUUAUAAGAAAUGCAUCCGAUGCUGCAUUGCAUGUCCUUUCAGCUAAUACUGGCCAUUCUACUGUAGGCCAUUUGGUUGUAGCAAAUGCAGACUAUAUUAUUGACUCCUUGUGUCGACAAUUAAGGCAUUUGGAUCUCAACCCUCAUGUUCCUAAUGUACUUGCUGCAAUGCUGUCCUAUGUUGGUGCUGCUGAUGAAAUUUUACCACUAUUAGAGGAGCCGAUGCGUGCUGUUUCAUUAGAAUUGGAGGUCCUUGGUAGACAUCAGCAUCCCCAUCUAACUGUUCCAUUUUUAAAGGCAGUGAAUGAAAUUUCAAAGGCUUCGAGAUCCGAGUGUUGUAGGUUGCCUAGUGUAGCCGAGUUAUUUAAUACACAUAGCAUGGUGAAUGUUUCUUCUGCUCUAGAUGGGGAAGAAAAUAAUACUUCAAUAAAUAUGCCAGAAAAUGGUAAUGUCAUGGCCAUUCAGCUUCGCUUAGAACACUUGGAGAAAUUAUUAUUCAAGUUGAAUGAUAUGAGAAGAUAUAGAAGGACAAUAGGAUCUCUUGCAUCUUCAUGCUUAAAAGCGGCAACUCCUCUGGUUUCUUCACUGGACGAAUCAGCUUGUCUGGCGGCACUUGACAUUUUGGAGGAUACCACCAUAUGUCUUGCAAAGGUUGAGGAAGCUUACAGGCAUGAGAAAAAAACCAAAUCUGCAAUAGCAAGAGCUAUCCAGUCAUGUUAUUGCAAUGAACUGGAUGAUGAGAUUGACGCUGAAGAUGAAGAUGUUGAUGAAAACAGGCUGCUGCCUGCGAUGAACAAAAUCUGGCCUUAUCUGAUUCUUUGCCUGAAGAAUAGACUUUCAGUGGCUGUCAUCAGAAGAUGUGCAGCUGUGCUAACCAAAAUAGUCCAGACAGCAGGUGGAGAUUUCUUCAUUCGCCGAUUCCACACAGACGGACCCAUCAUCUGGAAACUAUUGACCACAUCGCCUUUUCGUCGAAAACCGUCGCCGGCAACCAAUUCCCGACCGUUACUCCUCCCAUAUCGAAACAGCCCGCUGACAUCCGAAGAUCCGAUGGCCGAGACCUCCAACAUGAAAAUUCAAGCAGCAAUUCUAAACAUGAUCGCCGACAUUGCCUCGAAUGAAAGGAGCGCUCCGGCGUUACAAACGGUGUUCAAGAAGGCGAGCGGUCUGGUUGUAGGAAUUGCCUGCAGCACUGCAGCAGGUGUGAGGGAAGAAUCCAUAAAGGCACUUUCAGGACUGGCCCAUAUGAAUCCUGACCCAAUUUGGCUUUUAAUGGCUGAUGUUUACUACUCACUGAAGGAUAAGGAGCUGCCCCAACCACCAAGUCCAGAUUUGGCGGAUGUUCGGCAGCUUCUGCCUCCUCCAUUGUCUUCCAAGGAGUAUCUGUAUGCGCAGUAUGGUGGGGAUACUUUUGGAUUUGAUGUUGAUCCAAUCUCUGUGGAGAGAGUGUUUCAUAAGUUGUGCUCUCAGGUAUUCAAUUGAAUUUUGUUCACCAUGUAUUACUGGUGUAUGUACAUUUGCAGAAAUACCAGUCAAGACAUAUAUAUUUACAUAUCUAAUUCCUAAACUUUGUUUCUUU